CUCGAAUAUCCUUUUUACUUUGAUUUGAUAUCUGCCCAGAUAUUCACAGCCACGUUUCUCCCUCCCCUCUUGGCUGGCUGCGCAAUAACAGGCGCGUUUCGUCAGAUACUUUUACAUUCUUGGAAUGAAUGCGUACCAAAGUUCACUAGUAUCUCACCCUCAGCCCCAAACCGCGUCUUGGUAUGUACACGGACGCGACACUAAUCUGUACCACUGCGUAGCGGACUGCGCCACGCCUGGCAUCACGUGUCUUCAAACCCAUCGAUUCAAACGCGCGCCUAGACUUUGUCGCAGUUGUGUUUUCUUCCAUACCAAGCCGGGAAUUGCUUCUAUGGGCAACGGGGAUGCUGGUACUACUCUAAUUGUUUAUUUUUUCUUCCUUCUCUGUUCAAUUAGCCUUACGUAUGCAUUACAUGAUUUUAAAGGGAAUAACCACAGAAAACAAUUGUUGAACAAAGCCUGAUUUUUGUUCCUUGAAUAGUUACCGAAAAAAGCAACCACGAACGCGUCGGGUACAGCA
Molecule: messenger RNA, 520 nt
Organism: Bipolaris sorokiniana ND90Pr
Lineage: Eukaryota; Fungi; Ascomycota; Dothideomycetes; Pleosporales; Pleosporaceae
Exons: 1
Coding region: 125-463 (112 amino acids)
Source: RefSeq, a predicted model, not a curated record